Macroventuria anomochaeta is the source of this 213-nucleotide messenger RNA. RefSeq lists its product as uncharacterized. Bases 1 to 213 code for a protein of 70 amino acids. The transcript has 2 exons. The record is from RefSeq and is a predicted model, not a curated record. NCBI's taxonomy places the organism in Eukaryota, Fungi, Ascomycota, Dothideomycetes, Pleosporales, Didymellaceae.
AUGGGUGCCGUAGUUUCUUGCAUCAAGUCCAUCUUCCGCACGAUUGGCAACUGCAUCAUGGCUAUUGUUAACGCCAUCGCCGCCGGAUUGAAGGCCAUCAUCAACGCCAUCGUCUCACUGUUCGACAUCAUCAUCUCUUGCCUGACCUGCGGACGCGGCGGCGGUCGACGACGCGGCAUGAAGACUCGUACCACACACACGAGUAGAGUCUAA